Molecule: messenger RNA, 3891 nt
Organism: Fonsecaea pedrosoi CBS 271.37
Lineage: Eukaryota; Fungi; Ascomycota; Eurotiomycetes; Chaetothyriales; Herpotrichiellaceae
Exons: 1
Coding region: 1-3891 (1296 amino acids)
Biological process (GO): transcription by RNA polymerase III
Cellular component (GO): transcription factor TFIIIC complex
Molecular function (GO): protein binding
Source: RefSeq, a predicted model, not a curated record
AUGAACAACUUGAGCCUUCAGGAGUCGUCACAUGCGACAGGUGAUGGCUCCUCGUCUACUCCUCACUACGCGACGACUGUCAACCCUUCAGUCGGACCAGAUGGAAUGCUGCCUCUUGGCCCGGUGAGCCCUCUUCGAGAAUUGCCUCACCAUCCACCCGCACCCGGCUCGCUGCAUAGGUCAACGUUACUGCACCAGACCUUGUCUGCAAGACGAGUUGUUUUCCACGAGCAUGCAUCGUUUCUGCUGCACCCGGCGUCACGGUUCGAGGACAGCUUUGCAUUCUCUCAACCACUUCUCGCAUCUGAUUCAUACGUGCUAAAUCCCCCCUCUUAUCCCCAGCUGUCUCCGGAUCAGCCGCAGCAUGCGCCUCCGUUUUCAGCCCACAGACCUCAGGAUCACCCUGAAGGCUACAUUCCGUUCCCUGCCACCAAGCUGCACCAUCCGGGCAUCUCUCGUGAUGGGCGAUCGAGUCAGAAUGAAGAGCAACUGCUGGGCACGAAGCGGUCUCCUGUCGAAGAAGAUAGUGACACUUCUGUUGACGAUUACGACAUCCCCGGACUACCUUCGGACUUGGUCGCAGAUGGCCUACCUAUCUCUACAACACGGAAGCGAGGUCGACCGAAGUUGGCAUCGUCGGGUGCUCAGCCCAGGAAGCGACGCAAGAAGGGGACGGGUCCUCGAGGUGGUUGGAGCAAAGGGAUGAAAAUUGGCCCACGGGCAGCGAUCGACCCUGGGCCGGAAUUCAACGAACUCUAUGGCCGGGCUACGACGGCCUUCAUUGAUGAUCGAGACAGUGACAAAGCGCUUGACCUAGUCUUGCAGGCUAUUGCGAUUAAUCCAGAAAUCUAUUCUGCUCAUGCCCUACUCUCCGAGAUAUACUUCUCUCUGGACGAAGACGAAAAGGCCAUUGCUGCACUUUUCAGCGGUGCUCACACUAUACCAACAGAUCCGGAAGUAUGGAUUCAAGCGGCCAACGCCUGUCUCCAAAGGUCCAAGGGGAAACGAGAGACUGCCUUGCAGCAAGCCAGUUACUGCUAUGCACGAAUCAUCCACACAGACCGGGACCACUUGGAAGCCCGCUUUCAACGAGCAGCCGUCAGCAGAGAGCUGUCAAACUACAAUAAAGCUUUGAAAGACCUGGAAGCUAUCCUGGAACGGAUGCCUCGGAAUUCUAGCGUCUUGAGACAGAUUGCCGAAAUAUGCAUUGAAACAAGGGAUCUCGAAAGAGCGAAACAAUUCUACGAGGACACCCUGAGAUACUACCGGGAAAAUGGAUUUGAGGGCCAGGAGUCAUUCACGUGGGCCGACAUUCUGGUCUACGCGCAAAUCCUUGCUCUGGAAGAACCUCCUGAUCCAGCUAUCACGAAUGCUUUAAUAUCUCUAAAGCAGUUAUCGAGGUGGCUUUUAGGCCGAGAACAAGAGGUCUACUGGGAUUAUUUUACUGAUGACGACCGAGAGUUUGACUCAGAAGAUGAACCGCGACGAGUGUUGGUGCCUGAGUUUAUACCCGGCAAAUAUUCUCCGGACGCUUAUGGUUUAGGACUUCCCUUGGAACUGAGAGCUAGAUUAGGGAUCCUCCGUCUCAAGCAGGGCCGGAAUGCUUUGGACGAGGCCUUGGCACAUUUUGAAUGGCUUGAACCGGAAGCCAGGGAUCAGGGCGCAAUUGUGUAUGAUUACCCAGAUAUAUUCCUAGAGGUUGCCCAAGCCCUGCAGGAAGCCAAAGAAUACGACCAGGCACUGCGUUAUUAUGAGGCUCUGAAGGACACCAACGCAUAUUCACACACAGAGUUUUGGUUGGGCAUCGCAGCCACCUCCUAUGUCUGCGGCGAUAAGCUACACGCGGUCGAGUGCUAUGAAGAGGCCAAGGCUGGAGAUGAAAAAUGUGUCGAAGCACGGACGCACCUUUCGAGGCUUUACGCCGAAUUUGGUGACAAAGAAAAGGCAAUGGAGAAUGCUCGUGAAGCUGUUCGUGUGGCUGACAGCUUACUUCCUAAGACUGAACGACGCAAAUACGAGCGCAAAGAACAACGUCUGGCUCGUGAGGAAGCAGAGAAGGCUCUCAAGGAAGCAUUCAACCUUCCUGGCGAGGCUGUUGGUGGCACACCAGUUGAUCGUAUCGAGAGCAGACUCCAAAAAAAGAAGAGGACGUACAGGACCCGAAAGGCACUAUCGAUGCUAACGGAAGGGACAAACUACCAAGAGACAGAAGGGACGGAAGACGAAUACGAGGAGUUACGCGAGGAGUUUGAACUUGGUCAAACCAGGCCCGCAAUGCUGCCAACAAUGGACGAUGAGAUCGCCAGACAGACGGCCCAGAAUGUGGCACGGAGGAGAAAGGAUCGGGAACCACCACGGUCACGGGCGCAAGCCAAAACCAGGAUAAAACGAAUGAAUGCAGAAGAAAGAGAGACCCACCGAACAGAAACGAUCAACAGACUCUACAGCGAGCUGGUCUACAACUCAGAAGCCAUGAGGGCCGGCGACGAAAUAGCAAGGAAUACCUGGAUGGACUGUGCUGACUCCCUUAUCACGGAUUUCCGAAGCAACCGCCUGCUUUACUCCAAGGAGAAAUGUCAUUCCUCGAACGGCAUUAACCGGGAAUCUAUCAAUGCUGGCUCACGCCAAAGAUGGGAGAGAGAGCAAGGAAAUGGACAAGACGUCGUCGAAGUGGAUCAAGAUUUCCCCAUCCCUACCGUCGAAUCGUCCAUGCCUACUGAAUAUCGUGAAAUCGCCUUUUCAGACUGGCUGGAUGUUUUUCUCGAGUAUGCCCUCCUCCUGGCUCAAUUCCCUGAGGCAGACGCCCAGCAUCGUUGCUACACCAUUAUCAAUGCUGCAUUGGAUUGUGUGGUUUGGAACCAAGACCAACAAGCGCUCCUGCAUAUCUAUAUCACAUAUCUCGCUUGCACUCUUGCCUUACAAGAUGACAAAGCCUUGUCCAACAUUGUGCUACGAUGGUUUCUGCGAACAUUUCAAUUUAACUCUGACGUAUAUCGUCUCUUUGCCGCCAUGAACAUGGUCUUCGCUCGGCCCGGUGCCGUGUUUCGCAACCGCGCGUCGCAACAAUUCCUUUUCAAACAAAUUGUGCAAAUGGACGCAAAUUUGCCGAUUGAUUAUCAACCAGAAGGUUAUGGAGCGGUGCCGGACUUCAUGCGGCAGGGUAGGACGGAUUUCCCUUCGCACAACAGGGACGAUGCUGAAGAAUCGCCUCGUUCUCACCCAACUAUCGUGCAGAGCCAGCAGAAUCAACAUCAAGAUAUCACAAAGUUGAAGGAAAUGAGUGUCGAUCUUCUAUCGCUGUACGGCCAUGUGCUGUACGCAGGCGGUGGCUUCUCUAGUGCCCUGUCAUACUUUUUUCGUGCCCUUUCUCUCAGUCCUGAAAACCCCUCGUUAUUACUCAGUAUUUCACUGAGCUAUAUGCACGAGACGCUCAGAAAGCACAGCGAGAACCGUCACAUGUGGUUGCUGCAGGGCUGGGCAUUCUUCGAGGACUAUGCCGAUGCGAGGAGGGGGUGGGCGCGAAAGCUGUUGCAAGAACAGCAGAACAGUGAUGGUGACGCAGACCAUGUGACCGCACAGGACAUGAACGGCCUGGAGCUGCUGAUUGAGCGAGAGAUUGCGUUCAACCGUGCAAGAUGCUGGCACAUGCUGGGCCUGUCGGAUCUCGCCGUGCGGGCAUACGAGAAGAUGCUAUCCUUCACAGUCGCAUCUGAUCGGCUCUCAGCCCCUGAUGCCACUGCCACUACAGCACGUGCGGACAGCGAAGCAAACACAGAAACGAAACACAAGGACUUCACUAUGGAAGCGGCGUAUGCCAUUCAGACGAUGUAUGCUCUGAGCGGAAAUUCGGAGAUGGCUAGAGAAGUGACAGAGAAGUACCUAGUUGUUUGA